GAGCGAUGGGCGACUGGAGCUUCCUGGGGCGGCUGCUGGAGAACGCGCAGGAGCACUCCACGGUCAUCGGCAAGGUGUGGCUGACCGUGCUGUUCAUCUUCCGCAUCCUGGUGCUGGGGGCGGCGGCCGAGGAGGUGUGGGGCGACGAGCAGUCGGACUUCACCUGCAACACGCAGCAGCCGGGCUGCGAGAACGUGUGCUACGACCGCGCCUUCCCCAUCUCGCACAUCCGCUUCUGGGCGCUGCAGAUCAUCUUCGUGUCCACGCCCACCCUCAUCUACCUGGGCCACGUGCUGCACAUCGUGCGCAUGGAGGAGAAGAAGAGGGAGCGGGAGGAGGAGGCGCUGCGCAGGGACAACCCCCAGCGCGGCCGCGAGCCCGCGCGCACGGCCAGCCCCCGGGACCCGCCGCUGCGCGACGACCGCGGCAAGGUGCGCAUCGCGGGCGCGCUGCUGCGGACCUACGUCUUCAACAUCAUCUUCAAGACGCUCUUCGAGGUGGGCUUCAUCGCGGGCCAGUACUUCCUGUACGGCUUCCAGCUGCAGCCGCUCUACCGCUGCGACCGCUGGCCCUGCCCCAACACGGUGGACUGCUUCAUCUCCAGGCCCACGGAGAAGACCAUCUUCGUCAUCUUCAUGCUGGCCGUGGCCUGUGCGUCACUGGUGCUCAACAUGCUGGAGAUUUACCACCUGGGCUGGAAGAAGCUCAAGCAGGGAGUGACCAACCACUUCAGCCCAGGUGCCUCGGAAGUCAGGCACAAGCCCUUUGACCCCCUACCCCCGGCCACCAGCUCUGGCCAACCCAGCGUCUCCAUUGGGUUCCCACCUUGUUAUACGCACCCUGCCUGUCCCGCAGCACAGGCAGGGUUUCCCGGGACCCCGCUACCACCAGCAGACUUCACAGUGGUGACCCUGAACGAUGCACAAGGCGGAGGCCAGCCUGGCAAGCGCUGCAAUGGCCACCACCUGAUGACAGAGCAGAACUGGGCCAGCCAAGGGGCAGAGCAGCAGACUCCAGCCAGCAAGGCCUCUUCGGCAGCGUCCAGCCCUGAGGGCUGCAAGGGGCUCACGGACAGCAGCGGCAGCAGCUUGGAGGAGGGUGCCUUGGUGGUGACGCCAGAGGAGGCCACCACAGUGGAGAUGCACUCUCCACCCUUGGUCCUCCCAGACCCAGGAAGGUCCAGCAAGUCCAGCAGCGGGCGUGCCAGACCGGGUGACUUGGCCAUCUAGCCAUCGUCUCCCCAAGACAGCUUUAUAAACCUUCUCUUUUCCACCUUAGAAACCAAAAACCAAAAUGCAUUUCAAAUCAGCAGAUAGGGAGAGAAAAAGCCUGACAGCGCUGGGGUUCCUGGAGGGAGACACUGAACAAGCCAGAUCAGGUGUCUGGUUUAAUGUUUGCUGUUCUUGUCGCUGUGGGGUAUAGUGGGGGUGACACCAGCGUGUCUGAGGUUGAGAGGGGGCAGGGUUGUUGGCUUUUAAAGAUGCUCCCAGCAGCGGUAGCUCUUGGACUCCUUCAUCUGCAGUUACUCUUCUGCCGAGAUAAAGCAACAGGUGUUUGCAGCCCUCCAGUGGGGGACAAUUGGGUUUCCAUUCCUAAGCUCUCCACGCAGCCCAGAGAGUCACAGAGGCACUUAGCUCUAUCUCUGUUUGAUACUUUUAACUUAGAGUUGAAUUUCAUUUUGGGAUAUUUGCCAAACUGUACUAAAAAAAGAUUUAGAGGGAAUCUUUCUAGUGUCAUUUGAGUUUCUGGAAUUGCAUGUGCAGGCUGCAGGACAAAGCGUCAAAGAGCCGUCUCCCUCCAGUGGUGGCUCUACGGGACAGGGCCACAGACCUCACUGGCAGAGGCAGGUGAAGGCACAGAGACCCUGGAGAGCCCUUCAGCAGGUGAGGGAAUGGCUGUGUGGCAGCUAUGCCGUAGGUAUUGAUUCUUUGGUGACAUUUUGUGCUUAGCCUGAAUGGUAAAGGUUUUUGCACCCCUCCCUCCCCUCCACACACGUAUUUUAUCUCUCAUUAAAAAGAAAAAUAUAGCACUGUUAAAAAUUACUACUGUUCAGGAAGCUGCUUAAUUAGUUAAGAUUUUGAACUUUCCCUUACAACAAAUUCACCUUCCGUGUCAGCUGACUAAUCACUGUGAGGAUGUCUAGAUAAUAAAUUAAUCACUGUGAGGAGGUACGAUAGAUAAAACUCGGGGGGGUUCACGUGCGUUUUAAAUACUUGAAGUUUUAAAGUUUCUGAGUGGGAGGUUCACCACUAUUACCAGGAAAAAUAUUUAUGCAGAUGACUCACUGAUGACCUACACCAAAAGAGAAUACGAAAUAAAACACUUCAAG
Molecule: messenger RNA, 2329 nt
Organism: Meriones unguiculatus (Mongolian gerbil)
Lineage: Eukaryota; Metazoa; Chordata; Mammalia; Rodentia; Muridae
Gene: Gja3
Product: gap junction protein alpha 3
Exons: 1
Coding region: 6-1229 (407 amino acids)
Biological process (GO): visual perception; cell communication
Cellular component (GO): connexin complex; gap junction
Molecular function (GO): gap junction channel activity
Source: RefSeq, a predicted model, not a curated record